Paramecium primaurelia is the source of this 1126-nucleotide messenger RNA. The record is from the annotation of a GenBank genome assembly. Lineage: Eukaryota; Ciliophora; Oligohymenophorea; Peniculida; Parameciidae.
AAAAUCCUUUUUCGUAACCGUCACAAUGAGAGAAAUCGUUCAUAUUCAAGGAGGACAAUGUGGUAAUCAAAUUGGUGCCAAAUUCUGGGAAGUCAUUUCAGACGAACAUGGUAUUGACCCAACAGGAACAUAUCACGGAGAUUCUGAUCUUUAAUUGGAAAGAAUUAACGUUUAUUACAACGAAGCAACAGGAGGAAGAUAUGUCCCAAGAGCUAUUCUUAUGGAUUUGGAACCAGGUAUCUUAUAAAAUUAAUGAAUUUUAGGAACUAUGGACUCUGUCAGAGCUGGACCAUUCGGACAAUUAUUCAGACCAGAUAACUUUGUUUUCGGACAAACAGGAGCUGGUAACAACUGGGCCAAGGGUCACUAUACCGAAGGUGCAGAAUUGAUUGACUCAGUCUUGGAUGUAGUUAGAAAAGAAGCUGAAGGAUGUGAUUGCUUAUAAGGAUUUUAAAUCACUCACUCAUUGGGAGGAGGUACCGGAUCAGGAAUGGGAACCUUGUUGAUCUCAAAGGUUAGAGAAGAAUAUCCAGACAGAAUCAUGGAAACAUUCUCAGUUGUGCCAUCACCAAAAGUGUCUGACACAGUCGUUGAACCAUACAACGCCACCCUUUCAGUCCAUUAAUUGGUCGAGAAUGCUGAUGAAUGCAUGGUCAUUGAUAACGAAGCCUUAUAUGAUAUUUGUUUCAGAACAUUGAAAUUGACAACCCCAACAUAUGGUGAUUUGAAUCACUUGGUCUCAGCUGCUAUGUCAGGAGUUACAUGCUGUCUUAGAUUCCCAGGUCAAUUGAACUCUGACUUGAGAAAAUUANUUGGCUUUUCAGGUACCAUAUACAUGAUAUUAAUUUAUUUUAUUUUAUCAAUAAGAAAAAAGAGUGAAAAUUAAUAUGUAUGAUAAUCACUAAUAUAUAUAUUAAAUAAUUAUUGUCCAUUUAGCAUAUAUAUUAAAAUAGAUGUUAUUUUCAAUAUGAAAUGAUUAUGAUAAUUAAGAUAGAGGCUGUUGAUAUUAAAUCUAACUUAAAAGAAUUUUAUUGAAUAAAUGUGAAGGAAAGAAUAAAAAUAUAUUAGUUUUAUUGGAAAUACCAUAUAUACAAGAAGGAGAGAACUAUUAUAUGUGAAUAAGAUA